Messenger RNA from Cervus elaphus (red deer), 2265 nucleotides. It is a transcript of the gene MLPH, whose product is annotated as melanophilin. Gene Ontology annotation, biological process: intracellular protein transport. Bases 178 to 1956 code for a protein of 592 amino acids. The record is from RefSeq and is a predicted model, not a curated record. The transcript has 16 exons. Gene Ontology annotation, molecular function: myosin binding; small GTPase binding; actin binding. Gene Ontology annotation, cellular component: cortical actin cytoskeleton. NCBI's taxonomy places the organism in Eukaryota, Metazoa, Chordata, Mammalia, Artiodactyla, Cervidae.
CCGCCCUGCGCCCUGCCCGGCCCGCUCGGCCCGCCUGGUUUCAGAGCCCCGAGACCCGACGCCCGGCCCGUCGCCUCGCUCUCCCUGGCAGGACCGGAGCGGGCAACCCGGGAGUCCCGGCGGCCAGGGCCGACACCCCUGGGAACGGAGUCGGUGUGACCCUGACGAGCAGCUGCGAUGGGGAAGACACUGGAUCUUUCCAAGCUCACGGAUGAAGAGGCCAAGCAUGUCUGGGAGGUGGUUCAACGGGACUUCGACCUUCGAAGGAAAGAAGAGGAAAGGCUAGAGGGGUUGAAGGGCAAGAUUAAGAAGGAAAACUCCAAGAGGGAGCUGCUUUCAGACACAGCCCACCUGAGCAACACCCACUGCGCCCGCUGCCUGCAGCCCUACCGGCUCCUUGUGACCCCCAAGAGGCAAUGCCUGGACUGCCACCUCUUCACCUGCAGAGGCUGUGGCCACCCCCACCCAGAGGAGCAAGGCUGGCUCUGUGAUCCCUGCCACCUGGCCAGGGUCGUGAAGGUGGGCUCCCUGGAGUGGUACUACGGGCAUGUGAGAGCCCGCUUCAAGCGCUUUGGGAGCGCUCAGGUGGCGCGGUCCCUCUGCGGGCGGCUGUGGGGAGCAGGUUUACCUGAUGGAGUGCGGAGCGCGCCCGACCUCCACAGUGGAGUCACGCAGGCAUCCACUGCAGGUGGGCCUGAGCAGAUGCCCGGAGACCCAAGUGGAGAGGAAGAGCAGACUGAUGAGGAUGGAGAAGGGGACACAGCGGCCCAGGCCCAACCCCUUGGCAGCCAAAAAAAGCGCCUCCUCCCCGUCCACAGCUGGGACUUUGAGGCCGACUCUGACGACUCCGAUCCUUCCUGCGGUCCCCCGCCGAGCCUGUCCUCGGUCUCAGGGGCCACGGACAGCCUGCAGGCCCUCACAGAUGACCCCUGCGUGAAGGAGACCACCUCCCAGGAGGCCGGGAUCCUGGACCAGGCUGAUGCCAGGGCCCCUGGAUGCCACACCCAUCCAGAAGAGCAGAGGGUCGGCCUCUCGCCUGCCCGACUAGACGAGCUCUCAGAGCUCUGCCUGCCGGGGGAGUCCUGCACUGCAGGCCCAGGGGUCCCUGCCACUCCCGGGCCAAACAUCCUCAGGAGUGAGCAGCUGCCCUCCCAGUAUCUGGCCGACGUGGACACCUCGGAUGAAGAAAGCAUCUGGGCUCAGAGAGUGGCCUCUCACCAUCCCAGACAGACUGGCUGGACCACAUCUGAGAACCAGCAUCCAGGUGGCGACGAGCCCACCGAUGCUGACGCGGAAGAGGCGGCCCUCAAGAGAAAGCUGGAGGAGCUGACCAGCCACGUCAGUGACCAAGGGGCCUCAUCCGCAGAGGAAGAGGGCAUGGACGCAGGGGCUGGGAUGGGCAGAAGCAAGCCUGCCGAGGACCACCCUGGGGCCACACGGGAGGUGUGCAUGGCUGCAGGCCAGACCCCCAGCCGGGAAAAGGACCCUCUGAGUCCUGGGGACCCCGAGCAGCCCAUCAGGACCACGGAGGCGGAGCUGGCGGAGCUGGAGGGCCGAGUGGCCGCCACGGCCUGUGAGGUGCGGCGGACAGAGAGCCAGGUUUCGAAUAUCGAGUCCAGGAUUGCAGCCUUGCGGGCAGCGGGGCUCACCGUGCAGCCCUCGGGAAAGCCCCAGAGGAAGUCUAACCUCCCGAUCUUUCUCCCCCGGCUUAUCAGGAAAUCUAGCCAGAGUCUGAUGGAUCCAAAUGCAGACCCUUUGAAUGAGGCCGAGGUGGAGGCUGUGCCCUGUCUCAUGAAUAGGAAGCUCAGCAAUUACCCCAAAAGCCAAGACAAAGAUGAUGACUCCUUCAGUCGGAAGUCCGUGUACCGCGGAUCCCUGACCCAGAGAAACCCCAACGGCAGGAAGAGAGCUGCCAACCACAGCUUUGCGAAACCCGUGAUGACCCACCAGCCCUAAGAGGAGAGGUUCGCCAGGACGGGACACCCACCCCCUUCCCCUCCACCUCGGGCACCGCGUCCCGCCUCCUGCCCCGCGCUUUCCGCUGCACACAGCCCAGUGGAGGAAGAAGAAGAGACCCUUAGCCCGUGUUGGAAACCCACCCGCGAGCUGUCAGCAGUUCUCAGACCGUCAGCUCUUCGCCCAAGUUCAUGGACAACCUCCAAGGCCACCUGGUCCGUGGCUGCUCUGAUUCGUAAGAGGCAUCUAGGCUGUAUGUCUUUCCCUUAGGGCACUGUGGUUUAAGCUUUCUGAAGAGCACAAAGAAGA